GAGUUCAAGCGAGAUGGCAAUCUCAUCUGGCCCCUACUCGUGGAUCACGUGCGGCCCGACAUGCGACUGGCGUGGGAGGAGCCCUUCGGCCCCGUCGUGCCAGUCAUCCGCAUCACCACAGUGAGGAGGGCGUGCACCACUGCAACGCUAGUAACUUCGCACUGCAGGGCUGUGUGUUCACGCGCGACAUCAACAAGGCCAUCAUGAUAUCAGACGCCAUGGAGACAGGCACCGUGCAGAUCAACUCAGCGCCCGCCAGAGGGCCCGAUCACUUCCCCUUCCAGGGCUUCCGCGAGAGUGGCAUCGGAUCCCAGGGGGUUACCAACAGCAUUCUCAUGAUGACCAAAGUGAAAUCAACGGUCAUCAACCUUCCCGCUCCAUCCUACAGCAUGGCCUAGGUUGGCAACAUUCCCAUUACUAUGAGCAUUUUCAUGAUGACCAAAGUGAGAUCAAUGGUCAUCUCAUCAACCUACUCGCACCUUUCCCACGGCACGGCCAUGUACCACUACCUUAUAUAUUUUCAUCCUGACCACCUCCACGCUAUUGAUGGUAUAUGUUACAGUAUGUGUUUUAGAUGCCAAUAUUUGGUGUGUGCACUAGAAAUCGAACAGGUGGGUUCACGUUGUCACCAUAGGUACGCAAGCAUUUACGAAGAGAAGAAUGUAAGGUGAACGAAGGUGUUGGGCUGAGAAAAGCCCUUAGGAUCUUUUGCAGAGACUAAGUCCCAGCUGUAGAGACUUGAGACUUGG
Closterium sp. NIES-67 is the source of this 749-nucleotide messenger RNA. The record is from the annotation of a GenBank genome assembly. NCBI's taxonomy places the organism in Eukaryota, Viridiplantae, Streptophyta, Zygnematophyceae, Desmidiales, Closteriaceae.